Anoplopoma fimbria (sablefish) is the source of this 1207-nucleotide messenger RNA. RefSeq names its product urate oxidase (gene uox). NCBI's taxonomy places the organism in Eukaryota, Metazoa, Chordata, Actinopteri, Perciformes, Anoplopomatidae. Gene Ontology annotation, cellular component: peroxisome. The transcript is spliced from 8 exons. The coding region runs from base 90 to 989 and encodes 299 amino acids. Gene Ontology annotation, molecular function: urate oxidase activity. Gene Ontology annotation, biological process: urate catabolic process; purine nucleobase catabolic process. The record is from RefSeq and is a predicted model, not a curated record.
GCACCACCCUCUCUACAAAAUCCUCCUCCAUCGUGUAUGCUGGAGGAACUGAGAACAGACAGACAGAAGGUAAAGGAAAGGAAGAUACCAUGGCAGCGGCUUCAGAUCAGAAUGUGGAGUUUGUUCGAACAGGCUACGGCAAGAACACCGUGAAGGUGCUGGUCAUCAGGAGAGAGGGCAGCCACCACUACAUCAUCGAGCUGAAAGCUGAUGUGGAGCUCACACUCAAAUCACGCAAGGAUUAUAUAACUGGAGACAACUCAGACAUCAUCCCCACCGACACCAUCAAGAACACCGUCCAUGCCCUGGCCAAGAUCAAAGGGGUAAAGACCAUCGAGCAGUUUUCCUUGGAUAUCUGUCUUCAUUUCCUGACCUCUUUCAACCAUGUGCUGAGGGUCAAAGUUCACAUAGAGGAGGCUCCAUGGAGACGGUUGGAGAAGAAUGGGGUGGAGCAUGUUCAUGCAUUUAUCUACAGCCCAGAAGCUUGUCGCUUCUGUGAUGCUGAACAGAAUCUCAAUGGCAUCCCUGUGGUUCACAGUGGGGUAAAAAACAUGACGGUGCUAAAAACCACACAGUCUGGUUUUGAGGGCUUCCACCGAGACCGCUUCACCACUCUGCAAGAGGCCAAGGACAGGUGUUUCUGCACCUCUGUGUUCGCUAGGUGGCGAUAUAACAAGCCUCAGGAUAUCGACUAUGAUGCUGCAUGGAAGUGUGUGAAGGAAACAAUUAUUGAGAAGUUUGCCGGCCCGUACGAUCGUGGAGAGUUCUCACCCUCUGUGCAGAAGACCCUUUAUGAAACACAGGUUCUGGUGCUGGAUAGAGUUCCUGAGGUUGAUGAAAUAGAGAUGGUCAUGCCCAACCAGCAUUACAUCACCAUAGACAUGACAAAAAUGGGCCUCACCAACAAAGAUGAAGUUCUUCUUGCCUUGGAUAACCCUUCAGGCAACAUCACAGGCACAGUGCGCAGGAAACAGCGAGCCAAGCUGUGAAAGCACCACCACAUCCAGGAAAUGUUACUACUGUGAUCUACAGAUCAAGCUGAUUAAUACAAGAGUCAAUCUAAUAUCAUGUAAACCUGAAUGAAGUUCUGAGAACAUAAAUUACUUUUAAAUAUUUUUUUGUCAGAAAUACAACUACAUCUCAAGAUUUCCUAAAUAUGACAAGCUUUUGAUGUAAGUGAAUAAAAUGAAAGAAAUUCAUAAACUAA